GAAGGAGGCGCCGGAAUGAAGGAAAGAAAGAUUUAAACCGGAGAGGAACCAUGGGUGUAUUUUCAGAGUGUGUGGUGGUUCUGGAUGUGAAGCAGUUGCCUAUAAAAGAGAAGAACAAGCUGAAGACUGCCAUUAAAACAAAUGAUGGAAUAAUCUCCUACCUGGUCAAUCAGCAGUGCACUCAUUUUGUUGCUUCUGAUAUCAAUGCUGUGAGCUCCAGCCGACUUAAAGCCAUCCAGAAGUAUAAGAUCCCACUUGUCAAUGCGACUUACAUCACCAGUUGUAUUGAGGCAGAUCAGCUUUUGGACACCAACUGCUAUAAGCUAUGUGAACCUACUGCUGAAACGAGCAGCAAUCUAACACCGAUGAACAAGCAUGAUGCCAAUGAGGAUCAAAUGAUAAAUGUUCCUGAAGACCUACAAACAGUACAGACAGAAUGCCGACAAAACAACAACAUCCCCCAAGAUGGGAUACAAGAUGAUUCAGAAAACUUCAGAAUGUUCUCAACACAUGACAACAAUAUUCCUUUUUUUGCGCAAGAUUUUGAAGUGGCAAAAUAUUCAGUGCUGGACAAGGAUGUUGAAGAAUUGGUGGUAAUUGAACUGCAAGUUUCACAGAAAAAUGCUCCCCUUCCUUUUCGAAUCUCUUCUCACUCUGGUCAGAGAGGCAGAUUUCAGACCCAGCAGCAGCAGUUUGUCUUCACUUCGACUGCUGAGGCAGCUGAAAAAGCCUAUGAAUGGUGUAUAAAGAAACAAGUGGAGCAGAAUUUCACAGUACAGCCCAACUGGCUGCCCACUGCACAGCCUUUAGCAUCUGAGAAACUGCAACAGCUCAUCAUCGAGGAAGCUCUGAAUGUUGCCGACAUUUCCGAUGAAGUCAGUGUUUUUGUAGAAGCAAUCUGGGCGGAGGCUCAGGGCUGCUUACAGGCCCAGCUGAUCGACACAACCUCCAUCACACUCAAUGAUGUUACCAGGGCUGAGGGAGUGCUUCUGCAGCUGAAGAAAGCAAUGGAUGAUAAAGCCACAACUGCCACUUUGACAGCUUUAAUGUCCCAGUUCUAUACCAUCCUUCCAUUCAAACCUGAGAGUGACACGACAAUCACCAAGAAAAAAAUAGCUCAAAAGCACGAUCUCUGUCAGGUGAUCAGAGAUGUCUUGAAUGCAAGUGAGGCCACUUCCUGGGCUCCCAUGACUCCAUCACUUGCUAAAUUUCAAGCUCUGAGAUGUCACAUCGAGUGCGUUGAUCAAAACAGUGAUGAGUUCAUGCGUAUCAAAAAGCAACUAUUGAACAGUAAUCAAAGUGGGUCUCCAGUCAUGAUUCAGCAGAUAUUUCAUGUCGCUAGACUGAGUGAAUCUAGACAAUUUCAGAACCAGUUGGACAACAUUAAGCCCCUGUACCAUGCAUCAGCCAUGAGCAACUUUGUUGGGAUUUUGUCUAGGGGGCUGUUGCCACCAAACAUAGUGGUGGAAAGUUACGGUGGGGAGCGAACAGAUGUCGGCAAUCUUGGAAGUGGAAUUUACUUCAGUGAUUCAAUCAGCACCAGCAUUAAGUACUCGAAGCCCAGUACAACUGAUGGGACUCGUCUCCUUGUCAUCUGUGACGUUGCACUGGGGAAGUGUAAGCAGUACUACAAGAAGGACAUAACUUUAUCUGCCCCACCAGAGGGAUAUUCAAGUGUACAUGGAGUCCACAAAACUGCAGACACCAUCUCGGAAUUUGAUGAUGAUGAGUUUGUGGUGUACAGCACUGACCAGGUUAAGAUGAAGUACGUCGUUCAGUUCUGUGCUGGUGGAGAACAGCUCAAACCGUUCUCUCCUCCGGCUGUAAUUACUGAAAAUAAGUCCCCUCCUACAUUCACAUCCCCAAUCCCAUCCACAGAUGAUUUUCAAGAUUCCCAGGAUCCUCUGAAAAGUGUUAAAGCUGGUCUGCAGGACAGUGCUGGCAAUGUGAUUCCUCUACAGGAAGUUCACGUAAAGGCAAAGUUAAUGGACCUUGUUGGAGAGGUUAUUGUGUUCCAAUCCUACACAAAUUCCCACGUCUUUCCUAUUGAAGCCAAAUAUGUAUUCCCUUUAGACGAUACAGCUGCUGUGUGCGGAUUUGAGGCUUUCAUUAAUGGAAAGCACAUUAUUGGUCAGGUGAAAGAGAAACAGCAGGCACAUCGCGAGUACCGACAGGCUAUUAAGCAAGGCCACGGCGCUUACCUCAUGGAUCAGUCUGCAGCUGAUGUCUUUACCAUAAGUAUUGGAAAUCUACCACCUAAUGCGAAUGUUGUCAUCAAAAUCACCUACAUCACUGAGCUCUCUGUGGACCAGCAAUACAUUUGCUUUCUGCUGCCGGGUAAUGUGGCAACCCAGCAAAGGGAUAAAGCAUUGCAAGAGGAAACUCAGGAAUCUGUGGAAAGAAUCUGUGUGGAGGAACUGCAGACACCUACUGCUUUUUCAGUUGAAUUAUCCAUUGAGAUGCCGUACGAGAUAAAGGAAAUCAAAUCUCCAACGCACAAAAUCAAAAUCAAGCGGACAGAUUGUUGGGCUGUGGUCUCCAUGGAGCAGGACACAUCCCUGGCAACCGGUUUCCAGCUGCUGAUUUUACUGGCUGAGAUCCAUGUCCCCAGAAUGUGGGUGGAGAAUAAUCCAGAGAAAGACAGUCAGGCCUGCAUGCUGGCAUUUUACCCAGAAUUUGAUGUGGGCACCCUCUCUGACUUUGAGGCUAUUAUUUGUCUGGAUUGUUCCUGCUCUAUGCAAGGCCUGGCUUUUCAACAGGCCAAGAAAAUAGCCCUUCUAAUACUUCAACACCUUCCAACCUCCUGCACCUUCAAUGUCAUUACCUUUGGUACAGGAUACAAGGAGCUCUUUCCCUGUUCACAGCAAAGAAAUUCUGAAGAUGCAGCCAAUGCAGCCCGUCACUUUAUCCUGUCGGCACAGAAACCCAUGGGGAACACGGAUUUCUGGAGACCACUGCGGAGCCUGAGCUUGCUCGCCCCGUCCAAGAGACUACGCAGCGUGCUUUUGAUUUCUGAUGGGCAUGUCCAAAAUGAGGAUCUCACGCUGAAAACUGUGCAACAGAACGUCAAAUAUAACCGGAUAUUCACCUGCGGCGUAGGAUCCACAGCAAAUCGACAUAUGCUCCGAGCCUUGGCACUAUAUGGGGGAGGAGCCUAUGAGUAUUUUGAUGAAAAAAACAAGUUUGGCUGGACAGCAAAGGUUGAAUCUCAGGUGGAUCGAGUGACUCAGCCAGGGUGCAGGUCGAUCUCUGUUAACUGGCAGCAAUUCAAUCAGAAUAAACCUGACCCACUCCAGGCCCCUGCACAGAUUCACUCCAUAUUCAGUGGUUCUCGACUUCUGGUUUACGGCUUUGUCCCACACUGUACUCAGGCCACACUCAGUGCUUUGAUCAACAACCAGGAGAUUAAAACCAUGGUUUCUACCACUGAACUACAGAAGACAAAGGGCAAGAUGCUUCACCGACUGACAGCAAGAGCCCUUAUUGGUGAUUAUGAGAAUGGAAGUCUACACGCAGAUCAAAGUGAGCACGAGAUGAAAAAGUCCAUUCAGAAAUCCUACAUCAUUGAACUCAGCAAGGAGUAUUCAAUUGUGACUCAGUUCACCAGCUUUGUAGCUAUUGAAGAAAGGGAUGACCAGGAAACCGAGGGAGUUCAAGGGCCUUCUGUUCAGGAACUCGCAGCAAAAGAGAAUGUGGAUAUUCUGCCAUAUCUGGACUGGGAAGAACAGAUGCUCAGAAAAAAGAGAUGUCGGAGUGCACAUGCCACAAAAUUCCGAAAGCCAAACUAUAACAAAGAUUAUGUUGGACAAAACAAAGAAAGUGAUGGAUCUGUGGUAGAUGAAGAAGAGGUUAUGGAUCAACGGGGAGAUUUAUUGGAUUGUGCUUCAUUAUUUCCUUUUAUAGCUCCGCUUAAAUCUGCUGACCGUCUUGAAUCUUCUGAUUCUCUUGAUUCUGAGAAUAAAUCAGAAAGUGAUAGUGUCAUGUCAUCAACUAUAUCUAGUGAUGCAUUGCCAGCAAUCUCUGGACUGUAUUGCGAUACUAAAAAUGCUGUAUUUUUAAAACCUUUUGGUGGUUCAAAACUAUUACUUUCAACGGUGCCUCUGGCUGAUUCUCAAAUUUUAUUCGGGAAUCAUUCCCUUCCUUCAGUGAUUUCAGAUCCUCCUCCUUCACCUACAGACUCUGCCAGGGAGUUCAUAAAAGAUCUUCGAAUGGAUGCAGCUCCCGCUUCAGUUAGUUUUAGUUCACAUUUACUUGAUUUUGGGUUAGAUUUAUCUCCUCCAAUGGCUUCGGUUUGUUCUGACUCUCCUUCUCCAAUGGCUUCAGCUUCUUCUCCUGAUUCUUUUGUCUCUCUUUCUCCAAUGCAUUCAGCUUUCUCUCCUGUUUGCUCUGACUCUCUUCAAAUGGCUUCAGCUCCUCCUCCAGGUGGUUUUGAAUCUCUUUCUCCAAUGGCUUCAGCUCCUCCUCCAGUCGAUUUUGGUUCUCCUCUAAUGGCUUCAGCUCCUCCUCCAGGUGGUUUUGGUUCUCCUCUAAUGGCUUCAGCUCCUCCUCCAGUUGGUUUUGGUUCUCCUCGAAUGGCUUCAGCUCCUCCUCCAGUUGGUUUUGGUUCUCCUCGAAUGGCUUCAGCUCCUCCUCCAGGUGGUUUUGGUUCUCCUCUAAUGGCUUCAGCUCCUCCUCCAGUUGGUUUUGGUUCUCCUCGAAUGGCUUCAGCUCCUCCUCCAGUUGGUUUUGGUUCUCCUCUAAUGACUUCAGCUCCUCCUCCAGGUGGUUUUGGUUCUCUAAUGGCUUCAGCUCCUCCUCCAGUUGGUUUUGGCUCUCCUCUAAUGGCUUCAGCUCCUCCAGUUGGUUCUCCUCGAAAGGCUUCAGCUCCUUCUACACUUGUUUUUGACACACACAGUCCAAUGGCUAAAGCUCAUCCUCCUUUAGCUUGUUAUGUUCCUCAAAUGACUGCAGCUCCUUCUAAAGUUGUUUUUCCUUCUCGUCCUCCAAUGGCUAAAGCUCCUUCUCGUCUAUCAGUCGGUUUGGGUUCACGUCCUCCAAAGGCUGUAACUCUUAUAAGCGGAGGUUCAGGAUCGUUUUAUUCAGAUUUCACAGCUAAGGUCCUAAUGGAUGAGAUUCAAACAGUGGAAGAGUCAGUCACAAAGGAAGAGGGAAAGAAAAGUAAAGAUGGACAGGAGGCAAAGUCCAACAGAUGCUAUGAAUCUGAUAUAAACGUAAAAGUCGCUGGGAACAUGCAGAGGGUCAGGCAGCAUUUAUGGAAAGAGAAAAAUAGGUUUGACUUUCAAUUAGAACAAGAACAGGAAAUGAGCGGGAGAGUAAAUGAGAGAUUGAAUGUACUAGCGGAAACUGAAACUCUUGUUUCCCCCCAAAAUGAUGAUAUAGUGCUUCAGAGUUCCUCUAAUGUAAAAAGACUUGAUCCUGUGGCUUUAAGGAAACAUAAAUAUCCACAUCUUUCUAUGGUGUCUACUAAGGAAGAUGUCUUUUCGAAUCGUGUUUUACCCUUGAUGCACAGGAGUUCACUACGUUGUGGAAUAAGGCAAUCUAAAGAUUUUAAAUUCAGGGGACAUACAAGGUUGGAAAAGGAAAAUGCAGAGAACAUGUUAAGAAGCAAAAACUGUACACUACCUUGGAAGCUGCUCUUUGGACAUCAGAAUGAGAAGGGAUUUUGGCAUUUUACAUCGGACCUGGGAACCCUGUUGGAAAUUAAUCUGACAUAUCUAACUGAUUUUCUUGGAAAGAAAGGCAUUAAUUCACUAGGUCACCGAGCAGCUGAAGAGAUUGUAUCGUUGAUCAUCACACUCCUGAUCCUGCAGUUGGUUCGUUACACACAGCAGUUAAAAGGGAUUAAACUGAAAUCUCUCUUUAGACUGGAAGAGUCAUUGGAUUGUGGGCCUCCCCACUGGGCACUAGACUCUGUCAAGAAAGCUAUAGUAUGGGCAAGAGCCACAGAAAGACAGUACCCAGGAAUCUACAGUCGUCUGGAGCUCGGAAGAGACUGGGAGUCAGCUACUCGUCAGCUGCUUCAGAUUGACCCACUCAAACUGGGCUCACCGCUUCAACAGAUACUUAAAAAAAGAUAAAUUAACAGAAUUAAAAAAAUGAAGAUACUGUUUUAAAAAUACAGUGGAAGCCAGAUGCAUCUUAAGCCUGUAUAUGAGGUUAACCAAAUUAACUCCUUCCUCCCAUUGCCGUUCCCAUAGGAUGGGAAGGAGAUCAAUUAGCUAUAGCUCCGUGGUGAAUGACUGCUUGGAGCCGCUUGUGAAUGGCCGGAGUCCAUUGUCAAUUAAUCGCAAUUGACUCCUCCCAUCUCCAUGCUGGAGUCGCUCACGGCGAGUGAAUUGACCCGGAUGUCAUUUUAUCCGGUUUAACUGAUCUUUGUUCAAAUUAACCAGUAUAUUUAAAAUGGAUAAGAAUACAAAUGAAUUUACCCAGCGUCUGGGGUUAACCAGUGUCCAGCUAAAGCGGCUUCCACUGUAUUGUAAAUAGGCUAUUCAUUAUAUUUCUUGGAUGAGUGCAAACUUCCUGCAGCUGAAUGUGGACAAGACGGAAGCCAU
This is a messenger RNA of Callorhinchus milii (elephant shark), 6551 nucleotides long. RefSeq names its product poly (ADP-ribose) polymerase family, member 4 (gene parp4). Gene Ontology annotation, molecular function: NAD+ poly-ADP-ribosyltransferase activity. Lineage: Eukaryota; Metazoa; Chordata; Chondrichthyes; Chimaeriformes; Callorhinchidae. The coding region runs from base 51 to 6077 and encodes 2008 amino acids. The record is from RefSeq and is a predicted model, not a curated record. The transcript has 35 exons.